AUCUCUCUAUAGCCAAAAAUGAAUGAUAAGUACUAAAUUGAAAAAUAAAAUCUGCAAUGCAAUAUCAAUAUGGUUCUUAAGAGGCCCAUAUAAUAGGGUUUGCCACUUGGUUUCAGCCGAAUAAUACAAACACAGCCGUUCUACCUCUCGCUUGGUCAGCAUCUCCUGAACCAGAACCUACACUAUACCUCAAAAUCUUCGAACUACUCAAAUUUCCCACCUUUUCACUGUCGUUCUGCAAAUUUUCCAUAUGGGGAUCUAUAAAUCGGCUUUAAUCCAACUGGGUUUGCUUUAAAAUCUGCCAGUUUGCACUGGCCAAAUCCUUAGUAGACUGUGAUGUUAUAAAGCUAGAACCUUUGGGUAGAUUUUAAAUGUAUAUGGCUACUAAAGUCAAUUCCUCUUCAUUUUCAUGUGUGCCUACUUCAUGUUCUUCACCUUUUAAAUCAAGAAGAAGCAGCUCCCAGCUGUUGUCAGAAAGGCCAUAUUUUGAACUGCACUUUAAUGCUCAGAAGCUAAGAAAUGCUAAAGUGAAUUCGUGCCACUUCAUUGGCGGCCUGCUAAAAGUAAACAGACAUCCCACAAGACAAUAUGUGCUCCAUGCAACCUCUCAUGAUCAGAUAGAAGACUCUGAAAUAGUUUCUGAUGAAUUGGAGUCAGAAGAUCAUAAUUUUGCGGCUGAAACUGUGUCUCCUUCAAGCAGUUCCUUUAAUCAUUAUCAUGGAAAACCAGGUUUAGUUUCAUUUUACAGUCCUCCUUAUAAGAAAGAGGAGGAAGUGAGCAAACCCAAAGUGCAAAAGAAUCAAAGCAGCCUAUUAUGGUUUAUAGGUCCUGCUGUCCUUGUAGCCUCUUUCAUCUUCCCCUCACUUUAUUUGAGGAGAAUACUCUCUGCAGUUUUCGAGGACUCUUUGCUGACAGACUUUCUCAUAUUGUUCUUCACGGAAGCUCUUUUCUACUGCGGUGUUGCGGUUUUCCUUUCGCUAAUAGACCGCUUAAGAAAGCCCAUAGAAGCAGAGUCUGCUGCAAAUGUGGACACAACUUUGGCUCCUCAAUUAGGACAGCGAAUUUCUUCUGUGGCUGCCUUGGUACUGAGUCUCAUGAUCCCUUUGGUAACAAUGGGCUUGGUGUGGCCGUGGACUGGCCCUGCAGCUUCUGCAACGCUUGCUCCAUACCUAGUUGGUAUUGUCGUACAGUUUGCAUUUGAGCAGUAUGCAAGAUAUCGAAAGUCACCUUCAUGGCCUGUCAUUCCGAUAAUCUUCCAAGUAUAUAGAUUGCACCAACUGAAUAGAGCAGCACAACUGGUGACAGCUUUGUCAUUCACAGUGAAAGGAGCUGAAAUGACCUCACACAACUUAGAGAUAAGCAGUUCGUUGGGUACGCUUUUAAACGUCCUUCAAUUCCUUGGUGUAAUCUGCAUUUGGUCGCUCUCCAGCUUUCUCAUGAAGUUUUUCCCGUCAGCUGCCCAAACUGCAGAAUGAUGCAGUAAGUUUGAAAGAUAAAGUUGACAUUCAUCAUCGUAGAUUAGAAGAAUUCUCUUUCCCUUUGAUUUACACAUUGUUCUCUUUGUUUUCCGAGCUUAUAGUGAAUUACAGAUAGAGUUCGAAAAAGGUUAAAUUAAAUCUUUGUCGAUUUCAUUGACAUGAUCGAGUUGCGAAAACUUCAGGAUAAGUAUUGACUGAAUUAUUUCUGGUUAAAAUAUCUCAAGUAAUAUAUAUGUAUAUUAUUAGGAAGAAGCACCAUUUUUGGAAGCUGCUUUUAUCCAAAUUCUGCUCAUCUUUCUUUAGAA
Mercurialis annua (annual mercury) is the source of this 1783-nucleotide messenger RNA. RefSeq lists its product as uncharacterized. The transcript has 5 exons. Gene Ontology annotation, cellular component: chloroplast. NCBI's taxonomy places the organism in Eukaryota, Viridiplantae, Streptophyta, Magnoliopsida, Malpighiales, Euphorbiaceae. Bases 372 to 1475 code for a protein of 367 amino acids. The record is from RefSeq and is a predicted model, not a curated record.